UCCCGUCACCAUCGUCAACUGGACAGUCCAUUUGGCAACCGAAUGCAAUUCAUGCACAUACAUCAUAUAUAAUCCCCCCCAAAGGCUCCAUCUCUACUAAAGCUUAAUUAACCCAAGAAAGAAAAUAUCAUCUGUCAAAGAUCAUGGGCGGGAUUCCAGAAGCAGUCCUUAGUUCGGGCGAGAAGAUCCCAUUGCUAGGCAUGGGAACGGGAGCGGGAACCUCAGUCAUCUCUGAUGCUCUCGUGUCCACCUUCAUCGAUGCUAUCGAUCUUGGCUACAGGCACUUUGACACGGCCGCACUGUAUGGGACGGAACGUCACCUCGGCGAAGCCAUAGCAGAAGCGCUCCGACGUGGCAUCAUCAAGACCCGCAGUGAGCUCUUCAUCACCUCCAAGCUAUGGUGUACCGAUGUGCACUGCGACCGGGUCCUUCCGGCGCUCAAAAACACCUUAGAGAAUCUAGGGUUGGAGUACCUUGAUCUCUAUCUCAUUCAUUGGCCCGUGCGCUUGAAGCCAGGGGAAAAAAGAUUUCUAUUCAACAGGGACGACCUUCUCCCCAUUGAUUUAAAAUCUGUAUGGGAGGCAAUGGAGGAGUGUCAAAAGCUGGGCCUUACAAAGUCCAUUGGAGUCAGCAACUUCUCUUCCAAGAAGCUAUUGCAACUGAUGGCCCACGCCAAGAUACCUCCAGCCGUGAAUCAGGUGGAAAUGAACCCAGCAUGGCAGCAAAGCAAGCUUAGAGAGUUCUGCAAUGAGCAUGGAAUUCACGUGAGUGCAUGGUCUCCGCUAGGGGCAAAUGGAGCCUACUGGGGAUCGCUGGCAGUCAUGGAGAGUCCAAUCCUUAAACAAAUUGCAAACGCUAAAGGAAAAAGCAUUGCUCAGGUUUCUCUAAGGUGGUUGUAUGAGCAAGGAGUGAGUGCGGUGGUCAAAAGCUUCAACAAGGAGAGAAUGAAUGCGAAUCUUCAGAUCUUCGAUUGGGAAUUGAGUGAGCAAGAUUUGGUAGAAAUCAGUCAAAUCCCACAGCAUAGAGGAUUUUCAGGAGAAUUAUUUGUUUCACCAGGUGGGCCAUUCAAAACAAUAGAGGAGAUAUGGGAGGAGGCAUAACAUAUGUACCUCUAUCUA
This is a messenger RNA of Magnolia sinica, 1118 nucleotides long. RefSeq names its product non-functional NADPH-dependent codeinone reductase 2-like. Gene Ontology annotation, cellular component: cytosol. NCBI's taxonomy places the organism in Eukaryota, Viridiplantae, Streptophyta, Magnoliopsida, Magnoliales, Magnoliaceae. Gene Ontology annotation, molecular function: aldose reductase (NADPH) activity. The record is from RefSeq and is a predicted model, not a curated record. Bases 144 to 1100 code for a protein of 318 amino acids. The transcript is spliced from 4 exons.